UAUUACACUGUGCCCUCAGAUAGCAAAGAUGACUGCAAAGUUCUUUUACUACUUAAAUAUUCGUCGUACUAAAACUAUAUUUAGAUGUAGGGUUCCAGCUGCUGGCUCUUCAACCAGUAUUAAUUUCAUUUCUAGGAGAUGUACUCACUCAACGAUCGACCCAAAAGAUUUUUACCAAGUCAAUAAAAAAAUACCAACAUCGUUUUGGGAUCCUCAAGGCACAUUUAAAGCGCUUUAUCGUUUGAACUAUAUUCGAGUGCCUUAUAUAAGAGACAGUCUAGUAGAUGUACCGCCUGGUGAAAAAUUCUCUAAUUGUCUGAAAGGAAAGAAAAUCCUUGACGUCGGAUGUGGGGGAGGAUUUCUCUCAGAGGCGUUGGCUAUGCUUGGGGCUGAAGUUACUGGAAUAGACCCCAGCGAAGCAGCCAUUGAAAAUGCAACACAAAAUCGCUUUAAGAACAAGCGCUUGGAAAAUAACUUGCCUGCAUAUAUUUGGACUACAAUAGAGGAAUAUUCUAAGGAAUAUCCUGAGAAAUACGACGUUGUCGUGGCAUCAGAAGUUAUAGACCAUGUCGCCAAUCAGGAACUGUUCGUGGAGUCAUGUGCGCGUACCGCAAAACCAGGAGCAAAGCUAUUCUUCACCACCAUAAACAGAACAAGACUCGCACAGUUCUUUAUAAUAUUUGUCUAUGAAGAUGUUUUGAAAAUUGUUCCAAAGGGUGUCCACGAAUUUGACAAGUUCAUCAAACCAAACGAGCUGAAAUACAUGAUAGAAAUGAAUGACUGUUUCGUGGAGUCAACAAAAGGCUACGUUUAUUAUCCAUUGGCGAAGUAUUGGGAAUGGACUAAACAUACGAAUUGCUUCUUUGCUAUCGAGGCUGUGAAAUCAAAGUCAUAAAGUUUAUGACU
Molecule: messenger RNA, 906 nt
Organism: Maniola jurtina (meadow brown)
Lineage: Eukaryota; Metazoa; Arthropoda; Insecta; Lepidoptera; Nymphalidae
Product: ubiquinone biosynthesis O-methyltransferase-like
Exons: 6
Coding region: 29-895 (288 amino acids)
Biological process (GO): ubiquinone biosynthetic process
Molecular function (GO): 2-methoxy-6-polyprenyl-1,4-benzoquinol methyltransferase activity
Source: RefSeq, a predicted model, not a curated record